AUUGAAGGGCUCUGUAUGACAAUAUAUAUACCAAUAAUGAUGAAAUUUAUAUUGUAGUAGUUAUUAUCAAUUGUUUCCUCACUUGGGUUGCCGGAAAAUCAAGACUCUGGUGACCGGAGUUUGUUAUUUCGGUAUGGCGAAAGGCCGGAAACUGAUCGCCAGCCGGAGUGAGGUUCUGUUGGGGAGCUACGGGUACGGUGGGAACACGAUUCGAGACGAAGAUGAAGGGGAAGAGCUAGGAGAAGACGAUGUUUGGUCUCUGGUUGACGGUAUGGUCAACCAGAGUGACCAUGAUUGGAGCUCACGUGCCAACGUGGAAAGUAACACGAGACGGGGUUAUCGCAACCCCGUCCCGCGAGGUGAUGGCACCAUCGGCGGGUUAUCAUCCGCGCUUGCGGAUGCGCCUAGCAAGAUGGUGUCAUCACCGAGGAUUGUUCAUCAUUUUGUCACUGGAGACAGCUUUGCGUCUCCACGUGGACGACACGUGGCCACAUCAGCACCGGUAAAUGUGCCUGACUGGUCAAAGAUCUACCGAGUUGACUCGGUUGAGUCGAUGCAUGACUCGGAUGAUGUAACGGACGGUCAAGAUUUGGAUAUGGUCCCACCCCAUGAGUAUCUAGCCCGUAGCCGCGACUCGGCUGCCAAUUCGGUUUUUGUCGGUUCGGGUCGAACCCUUAAGGGACGAGACCUGAGUCGAGUCCGGGACGCGGUUUGGAGCCACACCGGGUUCAAUGGUUAGGCUAAAAAAGGCCAGAUUCUGAUCAAAUUAGUUGUCCCAGUUGUUUGAGAUCGAAAAUUGUUUAGUACAUGUGUAAUUUGAUUGAUUUUUAUUGGGCAAUGACUCGGUCAUGUUGAACUCGAACUCAGUGAGCCAACUCAGUAGCCAUGGAGCUCAAGCAUGGGUCCCACUAGGACACUAUUUCAUGUAGCUAUUAUAUCUUGUUGUAUUCUUAUCUCUAUUAUUGUACCUAAGUUAAUUCAAGCAAAUUAGUUGAAUAAUUUUGUUCUUAUA
This is a messenger RNA of Helianthus annuus (common sunflower), 1012 nucleotides long. RefSeq lists its product as uncharacterized. The transcript has a single exon. The coding region runs from base 134 to 739 and encodes 201 amino acids. The record is from RefSeq and is a predicted model, not a curated record. Lineage: Eukaryota; Viridiplantae; Streptophyta; Magnoliopsida; Asterales; Asteraceae.